This is a messenger RNA of Triticum turgidum subsp. durum (durum wheat), 1983 nucleotides long. The record is from the annotation of a GenBank genome assembly. Lineage: Eukaryota; Viridiplantae; Streptophyta; Magnoliopsida; Poales; Poaceae.
AUGGAGGAGGGCAGCGGCGGCGGGGAGGGGAGCACGGGCGGGGGGAGGUUCCCGAUACUGCAGGCGGGCCGGGACCCCGAGUCCAACUGGGAGGUGGACGUCGCCAAGAGCCUCGAGGAGUACCUCCUCAAGAUCUGCUCAGGCGAGAUCUCCGGCGAAGACUUCAACUUCGCCGAAGCGGCGCUAUUGCUCCAAGGAUCGGUUCAAGUUUACAGCCGCAAGGUGGAGUACUUGUACUCGUUGGUGCUACAUGCACUGGAAUUUCUAUCGCAAAAUAAGCCAGAUCGACAAGAAAAGGGUUCUGCUGAAGCUAAUGAAAAUGACCCUAGCACUACUCCCAACAAAGAAGAUGAUAUGUUUCUGGGUUUGGAUGAUGUCCCAGCGGAAACAAGGACCACUUUGGAUAAUAAUCUUGACCGGGAUGACUUGCGAAGAAAAAUUGUGAGGCCACCAGCAAAUUUAUUGGUGUUCGAAGGAGACUGUGUCGAUAGCGAAGCCAGUGAGCUGGAUUCGUAUUUGUUAGCAACAUGUGGUUUCUAUGGAGAUUUCGUCCUGCUGGAUCCUUGUGAUGCACCAGCUGUUUUUGCCUUCCUGCAAGGAAAAAAAUCAUGCAAAGAAGAUAUUCUGCCUCAUAGAGGUGGCUCAGCACCAUCUAAAGCCCGACACAAAGCCUUCACUUCCCCAAAUGCAAGAUCAGGGGGUACUGCUCGUAGAAAAACUCCUGGUGAAGUCCUGGGAAAUGCAGUUCAACCGGAGAUUGAAAAACCUCAAGAAAUGAAUCCAGGUAAAAGUCCAGCGAAAGACUGGAGUGAUCAUCCUGGUGACCUUACUCCUGAUCCCAGCAUGUCCCAGCCAGAUUAUGUAGACCCUGGAUCCCCAGAUCCUGGGGAUGAUUCCGAUGACGAGGAUCCUUAUAAAUCUUUGGAUCCACAUGAACCUGGCAACCUAAAGAUCAAUAAGAGAGUAAAAUGUUUUUCAAGGCAAGUUAUUGGCGCUCCUGAGAAGAAAACUCUUGCAUAUGUAUUUCCUGUUGCAAGGGUGGACAAUGUUGUUAGUCCCGAGCUAACAAAAUAUUUUGCAGUACAUAUUUCUCAGCAGGAAAAACUCGAUGUCUCCCAAUCAGUUUAUGAAACGCUUAGGAUGUCAUUUGAAACUGGUGACGAAAAGUGUGAAACAGUUGGAGAUCCAAAGGAUGACAAUCAUCCCAAUCCUAGUGUGCAUUAUUUCAGUGACGAUGAUGAGCCAGACAUCCCAAAUGAUCCAGAUGUUCCAUAUCCAGAUGAUGAGCCUGACAUCCCAAAUGAGCCUGCAGUCAAUAAGAGUGAUGAUGAGGGUCGAGUUACACAGCGGAGAUUGGUUGAACAUAAAAGACUUGCGGAUUUAUGUCAGUCGCAUCUGAAGGCUCUCCUUCGUAGGAUAGCUGAGGCGGGACAACAAAGCGAGCUGGAUGCACGAGUUUCAAUAUGGACACAGCGGAUCGAGCAUGCCUUGGAAGAGCAGGAUAGAAGUCCACCGUUCGAUGUCGGUUUAUACGGGGAGCAAAUCCUUGACACACUCUCAUCAAGAACCGACACAGGGACCGCAUCGUUCAGUCAGAUUGUUAGCGGCAAACCAAAGUACGAGGUUGCUAGAACGUUCUCCGCCCUUCUCCAGUUGGUGAACGGCAGAUGCGUUGAUCUAGACAAAGGACAGGUCAUGAACGAAUUGGUGUGUUACACGGCUGCCAACCCGUUCCAUGUAAAGCUGAUUGGUCCCAACCGUAGGCCAGAGAUGGAGGCAUGUUUCACGCGCAAGAGGGUCAAGUCCCCUGAACGACGAAGUUGUGAUGAAGGGGGCGAGCCGUCUCAGGUGCAACUGAAGAAGAAUGCGCCUAAGAAUGGCAAGGUCUCUUCGGUUAAGGUCGCAGCGAGGUUGACCCCUGAAGGAAAACGGAGGCGAAGGUCUGGUCCGCUGCUGCAGCCAUUCAGUCUGGAGUCCAGCUGA